Messenger RNA from Agrilus planipennis (emerald ash borer), 1304 nucleotides. Its product is annotated as peroxisome biogenesis factor 10-like. Gene Ontology annotation, biological process: protein import into peroxisome matrix. Lineage: Eukaryota; Metazoa; Arthropoda; Insecta; Coleoptera; Buprestidae. Gene Ontology annotation, molecular function: zinc ion binding. Gene Ontology annotation, cellular component: peroxisomal membrane. The record is from RefSeq and is a predicted model, not a curated record. Bases 119 to 970 code for a protein of 283 amino acids. The transcript is spliced from 3 exons.
UAUGCAACUUAACAUACAGUUGUACAUAUAGAUUAUCAACGCAGACGGGUUCAUAUAAUAAUGACAAAAAGUCUAUAGAAAUUAAACGUUAUUUAUAUAAAUAUGAUAUAAAUUAAACAUGAAUUUUAGAGCAGCGAGUGUUGUAGAUAUUUUACGUUGUUCACAGAAAGAUAAUUUUAUUAUAGGAAAGUUACAAAGUAGCAUUUUUGAAAUACUGAAGAUACUUGGAAAUGAAUAUCGUCACCAAAAUACAAUUAAAAAUCUGUCUUCUGCUUUAUACUUCCUUCUUACGUCUUGCUCUAAUUUGCAAUCGUUUGGCGAAGAAUAUAGUGGAAUAAUAAGAUUUGAUAGUCGUACAAAAACUUUACCUUCUCAAUUUACCCACUUACUUUGGCUUGUGCUUUACAUCACAGGUGAUAACAUAUUUAACAAUAUACUACAUAAAAAUAAACAUUUUAUAACAAAAUCAAAAUCAUUAACAGAAGAAGCUAAAAAUGCGUUAUUGUGUUGUUUGUACUUUUUGAAGACAAAUAAGCAUAUGUUUGUAAGAUUACAUACUGCCUUAUUUUAUAUUAAGGGUGACUACUAUUACAUUUCAAAUUUUCUAUUUGGAAUACGAUAUAUCCUGUUGAGACAAUGGUAUCAAGAUAAUAAUUAUUCCCAAAAUUUUAAAUUUCUUGGAAAGGUUUUAUUGUUAUACUUGUGUUUCUACUUGGUUCAUCAAAUAAAAUUCAGUAAAACUAGCCAAGAGCAAAUAGAUCAUCAAUUAAAGGAGUUUAAAACUGGUAAAAAAGUCGUUAACAGCUGCCUAAUUUGUUCUAAAGAUAGAAAAUACGUUAUUACUACCUUUUGUGGUCAUUUAUUUUGUUGGGAUUGUAUUCAAAGCUGUUUAUUGUAUCAGGAGGUUUGUCCUGUGUGCCGGGAAUCUGUUAACCCUAAUAAAACCAUUAUGUUACAGAAUUACAGUUAAGUGUAGUAAACAUUUGUGUUCCUGAGUAAUUUGUAAUCAUAUAUAAACUUUAGGAACAUUAUUUUUUGUAUUAAAUUUGGAAGUAAAUAGUCAAAUGAUAUAAUACAAUUUGUUUUUUUAGUUCUAAAAAUCGGAAUUGAAAUGGUGUUUUUAACCAUUUAUUUAUUUUUAACCCUCUGUUCACUGCGACCACGGAAAGACAUUACAUUUUAUAGGGUUAUGGCGGAUUUUUAAAUAAUUAAACGUAACUAACCCUACUUUAUGAAACACAUAAGGAAGCUUUUAGUAGCGGUUAACAUUUAAUAAUAUUCAAACAUUAUUGUGAAAUUAAUUC